Molecule: messenger RNA, 2018 nt
Organism: Manis pentadactyla (Chinese pangolin)
Lineage: Eukaryota; Metazoa; Chordata; Mammalia; Pholidota; Manidae
Product: platelet-activating factor acetylhydrolase
Exons: 12
Coding region: 372-1700 (442 amino acids)
Molecular function (GO): 1-alkyl-2-acetylglycerophosphocholine esterase activity
Source: RefSeq, a predicted model, not a curated record
UAGGCAUCAUGUCCCUUUCCUGACACCCCCAGAAAAUGACUGUUUCCUGGAAGGGAAGGUGAUCAUCAUCUUAAGCCUGAUUUUUUUCAAGACCUAUGAUAAUCAGCCCAAUGGACCUCUUCAGACAUUGAGAAAUUUCCAUAAGAGGGAAGUAUUGAAGAGCUAGUACUGAGUGAAGAUAAAUUGAAGGGGAACAUUUUGCUCUAAAAUCAUGUUGUUCCAGAAUUCUGAGGAAGCUUCAUUGUUUGAAGCAAUGGGCACUGGGUUCUUACUGCCUUUCCCAAUGAAGCCAGGUGCCUGUUAUGUGCCUUCACUGUCACUUUGCUCCAUUUUACAGAACGUUAAACUGAAACCGCUGUGCAGCUUCGAAGAUGCCGCCACCCAAACUGCACGCGCUUGUCUGCCUCUGCGGCUGCCUCACCCUGGUUCAUCCUUUUGACUGGCAAGACCUCAGUCCUGUUGUCCAUGCUAAAUCCUCAGCAUGGCUCAACAAAAUACAAGCUUUGGUGGCUGCUGCAAUCUUUGGCCAAACUAAAAUCCCUAGAGGAAAUGGAUCUUAUUCUGUUGGCUGUACAGACUUGAUGUUUGAUUACACCAAUAAGGGCACCUUCUUGCGUUUGUAUUAUCCAUCCCAAGGGGAUGAUCGCUCUGACACCCUUUGGAUCCCAAACGAAGAGUAUUUUUUUGGUCUUAGUAAAUUUCUUGGAACACACUGGCUUAUGGGCAAAAUUUUGAGCUUAUUGUUUGGUUCAGUGAAAACUCCUGCAAACUGGAAUUCCCCUCUGAGGACUGGUGAAAGAUAUCCACUCAUUGUUUUUUCUCAUGGUCUUGGAGCAUUCAGGACAAUUUAUUCAGCUAUUGGCAUUGACCUGGCAUCUCAUGGGUUUAUAGUAGCUGCUGUAGAACACAGAGAUGGCUCUGCAUCCGCGACGUACUACUUCAGUGACCAGACUGCUGCAGAAAUAGGAAACAAGACUUGGCUCUACCUUAAAAUCCUGAAACCAGGCGAACAGGUGCCUCUACGACAUGAGCAGGUACAGCAAAGAGCAAAGGAGUGCUCUCAAGCUCUCAGUUUGAUUCUUGACAUUGAUUGUGGAAGGCCAGUGAAGAAUGUAUUAGAUUUAGAAUUUGAUGUGGAACAACUGAAGGACUCUAUUGACAGGAAUAAAAUUGCAAUAAUUGGACACUCUUUUGGUGGAGCCACAGUUAUUCAGGCUCUUCAAGACAAGAGAUUCAGAUGCGGAAUCGCACUGGAUGCAUGGAUGUUUCCAGUGGGUGAUGAAGUGUGUUCCAAAAUACCUCAGCCCCUCUUUUUUAUCAACUCAGAACGGUUCCAAUACCCUGCUAAUAUCAUCAAAAUGAAAAAAUGCUAUUUACCUGGAACAGAGAGAAAAAUGAUUACAAUCAGGGGUUCAGUCCAUCAGAAUUUUGCUGACUUCACUUUUGCCACUGGCAAAGUAAUUGGAUACAUAUUCACAUUAAAAGGAGAAAUAGAUUCAAAGGUAGCCAUCGAUCUUAGCAACAAAGCUUCAUUAGCAUUCUUACAAAAGCAUUUAGAACUUCAGAAAGACUUUGAUCGGUGGGAUUCUUUGAUUGAAGGGGAAGAUGAUAAUCUUAUUCCAGGGACCAACAUUGACACAAUCAGCCAAUAUGUCAGUCUACAGAAUUCUACAAGAAUAGAGAAAUACAAUUUAGACUAAAAGCACUUUUUAAAAGUCUUGUUUAGAGACUAUCUAAAAGUGUGUGUGUGUGUGUGUAUGUAUGAUUUUAAUGUACUUUUCUCAAAUAACUUAUAUUAAAAAGUGUAGGCUAUGCCAUAAUAAUGAUUGAAGUCUAGAUUAAGAUUCUUUUUUCAUUUAAAUGUGAAGAAAUACUGCUGUAUAUAAAAAUCAAAACCAGCCUAAAUUUUAAUUUUACUAAAAGGAUCCUUUUUACUGUCAAAAUUAAUAACUGCUUUUAUAUUACUCUAAUUGAAAGUAUAUUAAAACAAGCACAAUGCCAAAGAAAACAUGUUGAUG